AUGCAACAUCUGCCAGCUCUGAAGCCACCCAGAACUGAAAUUAUUACUGAGAGAUAUGACCCUUUGAGAUACGACCGUUUGCAAUGCCCGUUUUGCCUCUCAGACACACGUCUACCUCUGCCUGACCGGGAAAAGCGGAAGAGCAAGAUCAAUAAGCUAUGGGAUCACGUAGAGAACAUUCACCAGCAGGAACUUGCGGCGUUUGACACUGGCAAUCGCCGUUGUGGGAUAUGUGGCAUACGGAACAUUGAUUUUAUACCUUCCAAUGUGUCGUGUUUCAAAAAUCAUACCCAGACAGUCCAUGGGAUCAGGCUACGUCCGUGA
Monascus purpureus is the source of this 324-nucleotide messenger RNA. NCBI's taxonomy places the organism in Eukaryota, Fungi, Ascomycota, Eurotiomycetes, Eurotiales, Aspergillaceae. The record is from the annotation of a GenBank genome assembly.